CGAAGUUGAUUAAUAGCAACGAAAAUGCGCGGCUGUUCUUCAGGCAGGAUAAUAUCGACACUAAAAAACGUCGUUACAGCGCGCGUCUAGCCGUUUCGCAAGAGGAGUUUUUAUCGUCUCCGUCACACGCGACAUUGUAUGUACGUAUUAUGUGACAAUGCUAUAAUACACAACGAAUUACAUGAAAAUUACAUUGUCGUGUAGAUCACGUAUUUAAGUGUUUAACACGCUUUACUCGUUGAACGACGCUCGGAACUCCAAGACAAUCGAUCAUUAUUCACGUGCGUGUGUGUCACUCAGGAACUGAUUGUGAGAUUCAAACUGAAAAUAACUAUUACCGUUCACGUGAAGUCGAACUACAUAGAAAGUGAUGGUUAGGUUAUGGUUCUUUAAUUUUAAUUCUUUCUUUAAUCUAACAACGCGAAGGACAAUGAUUUCGCGAAUGUGUAUGUAUCAAAUAAGUCCUCCAUCAUCGAGUGAAAGUUACGACCGUGCGGACGAUUAGAUCCUGAUGGACGCGAUAACGCGCACUUAAUCGCACUAAAUCGCUGCUUUUGAAUAAUACGUAUGCAUUGGACGAUAUCAUGUGCGUGCCGACGCGUAGAAGUGAAUGUCGCGCUAUCAGAAGUACGCUCGUUGCCUAAAGUGCGUUUAUAUGUAAACAUAUAGAUAUAUGAUAACGUUUGAGACGUUUGAUAAUAAAAAAACAAAAAACAAAAAAAUAUGUUACAUUCCAUCAUAAUGUAAAUCAGGCGCACCGAAACAAUUCAUAAUUUCCCGGCAAGAGCAAGUAAUCGAGAGUCGCAACUAUCGAUUCACAUUCUGCGACGACCAUGACAAUCACGUGGCAAUCCGGCUUCUUGCUAGAAAGUUCAACUGAGUUCAAUUUAGUCCGUGAUUAUUCAACGUCUUAUUAAAUGUCUCGUCUGUGGUGCGUGUAAAUGAGUUAUUUAUUCGCAAAUUCUGGACUUUUCGGAUACACGACAAGUGUGUAUUUUGACACAUACAAUCUGAGAUUUAAUCACGGAUUGUCUUCUUAUCGUAUCACGUGCUUCCACCGGUUCCUUUCUAUCAGUUACGAACACGUCUAUGUUUAUGUUUGUGCCAACACGUGUACGGUGCGACAAAGAUGGAAGACAGAAUAGAUCUAAAAAGCUUGGUUUUCAUGCUGGCUACUACGCUGUUCGUUGUUGCAUUCAUCAAUAUAUUGACACAUGUCAAGCAACGGUCGCAAUCCCCUCAGAAGAAGAAUUCAUCGAAAGAUUCAAACGUUCUGUCGGAAGGCACGUCAUCAUCAAUGAAAUUAUCGCAACUGACUGCCAUAGAAAACUGUUUGAAAAACUCAAACGGGAAGAUCACAGAACUUUGGAUAAAUACUACAAUUGAUGAAGAUACAGGGUUUGUUAUUAAUAGAUGUUGCACUACAGGAAAAUACAUCGCAAACAAUGCCCAAGCUUGGGUAGUUGAAUGUGCUUACGGGCAUCAUCAUCGUAUACCCGUCAUCUCUAAGAAAAAUAUUGCAAUGCAACAGGCUUCAUCAACAACUGUACAACAGCCGCGAAGGAUUAUUACCAUACAACAACCAAUUCUUAAAUUAUUUAAUCAGAAAUUGAUAUAUAAAUCAUGCUUGCCACAAGACCUAGACGUAGAUGACUCGCAACCAAAAAUACAAAGAAAAUCACGGCAUAUAUUACGACAUAAAUCACGAAAAGAAUUACAAAAAUCAAAUGUAUCGCGACAAUCGACAACAUCUUUGUCAAAUUAUUUUGAAAAUCAAGAAUCGUUAAAGGAGAAGGAGAUCGUGGAUGCCCUGACGCCGUACGUAUUAACAUCGGAACAAUUGUUCAAAUAUGGUUAUCCUAUACAAUCAAACCCACCAAGUUGUGCGAUAAUAAACUACACGCCAUAUCCGACCACGCAACAGCCUUCAGAGUCUCAUGUUUCGAAUAGCACGGAUUAUUCGCAGCAAAAGAUGUGUGCUAGAUGUAAUACAUAUUUUAAUUACACAUAUAAAUAUCCUUGUAUCUAUCAUUGGGGAAAAUUAUGGGACGAUAUGACAAACAGUAUUACAAACAAAUACUGGACCUGUUGUCACAAGACGGAACUCGUGAAAGGUUGCACUACAGCAGAUAUGCACGUAUGGAUCGGACUGCAACCUGGGUUCAAUGGUCCUUUGGUUGGUUUUGUCUAUACGAAGCCUAAAGAAAAUACGCAGAACACUCUGCGCGUAGCCGCCGUAGAUUGCGAAAUGUGUUUUACUGAAGCUGGACUGGAAGUCGUUAAAGUAUCAGUUGUGGAUAAAAGUGGCAAAGUUGUAUAUGAAAAGCUAAUAAAACCUUUAAAUGAUAUUAUUGAUUAUAAUACAAAAUUUAGCGGUAUUACGAAGAAAGAUUUGGAGGGAGUAACCGACAAUCUUCGAAUCGUGCAGCGCGAAUUGCUGGACUUCAUCUCCGCAGAGACUAUUUUAAUUGGACAUGGAUUAGAAAGUGAUCUCCGAGUACUCCGCUUAUUACAUAAAAAAGUCAUAGAUACCAGUACAGUGUAUCCGCAUUAUAAUGGUUUUCCAUAUCGUAACAGUUUAAAAAUUUUGGCUAAACGUGUCUUAAAACGAAAUAUACAAGAAACAACGCACAAUCCUGCGGAGGAUGCUAGAGCCGCUAUGGAUUUAAUGAUGGCAAAAAUUUCACUAGAUAAAGUAGAACCUUCUACUUCAAGAACCGCAUAAUAAUCUUGGCGGAGAUAAAUUGACGGAUGCUACGUGUUUGAGAAAAUAACAUAUCUCAGCAUAUUUUUCUUCGUGAUGCACACAAUAUCACUACAACGUCACAGUAACUACAUUAGCGUAUCGUAUGAUAGCUCACCAAUCAUUACAGUUUCAUGGUAAUUGAUAAGCUAUCACAAACAAUAUUGCCUUAUAUAUUGACAACAGUUACCUUCAAAUCGCUUAUGAAAUACAUCUCACAAUUUACAUUCCCGCACGGUACGGAAACAUGAUGCAAAAUUCCAAUUUUGCGGGGUAUAGUAUAAAAAAAAUUUAUUACAGCACAACCUCGAAGGUUUUUUUAAUAUAGGAUAUCACACCUUUUUUAUACACUACAUUGUAUAUGUUUUUCUACAUUUUACUUGUAUGCAUGUUUUAUAUAUAACAUUGUAUAUGAUUCUUUACAUCGCAUACAUAUGAUCUAUUAGUAUAUACGUAUGUCAUGUAUAUUACGCUUAUAUAUCAAUCAUUGCGUUUUAUAAAUUGUCCAUGCAACAUCGCUUUUUAUAAAUCGUAAUUUUUUAUACCUAUAAACAUGUACGCGUUUAUACAAAUCGGUAUACCUACGUAUGUUACAUACGUACGCGUUCAAUAUUCACUAUCAUAUAAUUUUACACUCAUUUCGUAGUCUAAGUCAUCUUGCCAUGCAUAUUUUAUAUAACUGCAUCUUCAUUCUAUAAAAAGGACGCGCAGCGUUAUCAACGCUGCGAAAAAAAUGUGAUUUAAGACCGAAACUAAUAGAUUUUUAUUUCAAAAAAUUUUGACUAAAAUAAUUGAAAUAAUAUAUGACUUGACAUAAUGCGCAAUUAAAUUUUGCUUGAAGCAAGAUGACACCGUAGGUUUUUCUCGAGCGCAAGUACACGAAUAAUAAAGAGUUACGUUCGAUAACGUGAGACUCGUACUGUGAAACAAGAAUAUAUAUACACAAUAUUGAAUUUAAUUUAAGUUUUUUAUCUCGUAAAUAAAAAUUUGUUGUCUCCCGUUUAAUCUAAUCUGUAAAAAUCUGGAAACUGCUUGCGGUAUUUUCGUAUUUUAUCGUGUUUUAUUUGAUCACACAACAAUUUUCUAUCAUGAUUGAUGUUAAACUGCAAACAUUUUAUAACGAUAUAUUAGAAACGCGAAGAUUUGACAUAUUUCGUAACGAUAGUAUUAUUUUUUUAAAUAUAUUUUUUUACCCCAGCAUAUUGUGAUUUAUUAUAAUAAUUGAUCUUAAGUAAGCUGCUUUAUAAUGGAUGCCCUGAUGAUGAUUAAAACCUGCAUGCUAUAAAAUCGCUUUUAAUAUUUUUCUAAAUUCCAGAAAGUUAAAAUACAUUGUGAAAUAAUUUUGCUACUUUUUAUUUUGAAUAAAUUCUGCAAAGUUAAUAAUAGAAAAAUGGCGAUUGAAUAGCAGUAAGUUUCAUUCACCAUUUUGAUCUCAUAAUGUAUUAUGUAAUAAAUCAUUAUAUCUGCAUUGUAAUGUAGUGUAGCAUUACGAUUUUAUCAAUAAAUUUAAUGUAAGUUAAAUCUAAUCUGAUUACUUUUUUUUAUUUUAGAAAUUAUAACGUUUUUUUUUUAUUUUUUCAGUGAAUUCUAUUAGUGCUAUUGAUAUCCAGAACUUAAGUAGAGUAGAGUAAGCAGAAAAAGAGAAAAUGCAUUUAAUGGAUUGGCAGCCUAUGGGCUGCCGUACGAAGAACCAUUGCCAGGUAGAUUCUUUUUACGGAUCCUAUGUACUCCAGAAUCCUAGUGUUUCUUCCAAUAAUACACUAAAUGCGCUCUUUAUCUCUCUAUCUAUUAUAUAUUGUGUGCGCUAUUAUAUACAGGAUGUGUUAUUUUUAACGGUUUUAACUUCUUAAAAUUUUUUAAUUUUAGAAAAAUGUUUCAGAUAAGUUGUAUGGUCUAAAGGGAACAAAUAAUGGUGAAAUCCUUUUUUGACAAAAAUUCAAUUUUUUUAAGGUUAUAUUAAGAUUAU
Linepithema humile (Argentine ant) is the source of this 4709-nucleotide messenger RNA. It is a transcript of the gene prage, whose product is annotated as prage. Gene Ontology annotation, cellular component: nucleus. Lineage: Eukaryota; Metazoa; Arthropoda; Insecta; Hymenoptera; Formicidae. The record is from RefSeq and is a predicted model, not a curated record. Gene Ontology annotation, molecular function: nucleic acid binding; exonuclease activity.